Molecule: messenger RNA, 4649 nt
Organism: Trifolium pratense (red clover)
Lineage: Eukaryota; Viridiplantae; Streptophyta; Magnoliopsida; Fabales; Fabaceae
Product: disease resistance protein Roq1-like
Exons: 5
Coding region: 745-4290 (1181 amino acids)
Biological process (GO): signal transduction; defense response
Molecular function (GO): ADP binding
Source: RefSeq, a predicted model, not a curated record
CCUAAGUCUCUAUCUAUCUAUCUCUUAAUCAUACUCUCUCUUCAUUAAAAAAUAAAAACAUACAUCAUACCUAAUUAGUUGGUCAAACUUUUGAUAAAAUGUGAUAUAUUUUGAUAUUAUACUUUUUUAAAUAAGGGUAAAAAUGAAAUAAUUUUUUUUUAAUGUGUUUCAUUCCGUCUAAAAAUAUGUUUCGGUUGGGAGGGGAGAAGCCACUUUGUGUGUCCACAGGUUCCUCGACGGAGAUUAGUCAUUGUUAACGGCGGUGAAAACUUCAUACCAAUAUGAUGGUAAUCCAAAAAAAAAUGUUUCGUUUACAAAGUCUAUGUUUUGUUAUAUUUGGCUCUGUUUGAGAAAUCUAUGUUUCGUUUUGUUUGGCUCUGUUUGUUUUAAAUUAUCCAAAUAGAGCCUGAAUAGUGAAUCACAUCAGCUCUCCAAAAUCGAAGACCACCAAUCGACGACGAACAAUCCCAUCUCUUUGAGGCUUAUAUAUUUGCAUAUAAAUCCUAAUUAGAAGAUUAUACAUGACCCCUUCAAUAGUGAUAAAAUUUUACAGCAUGUUUGAAAAUUCCAUGGCAAUACUUCAGUGAUGUAAGCUCAGAGGUAUUCAAGGAAAAAAUGAAACUUCAUGGAAGGCAAAGCAGUCAACUCUGUGUGCUGUCAUGUUGACAAAAUACAAACUUUUAAUUAAUCAAAUUUAUUUGAUUUAAAUGUGUGACACAUUGAUGUCAAGCACAAUUUGCAAUCAUGGCAUCAAUAUCCUUAUCUUCCUUUACAUAUGGAUGGAAGUAUGACGUGUUUCUAAGCUUCAGAGGUCAAGAUAUUCGGCAUGGUUUUAUUGGCUAUCUGUACAAAGCCCUGUCUGGUAGGGGAAUUCACACCUUCAUUGAUGAUGAGGAACUUCAAAGAGGGGAACAUAUUAUGCCAUCACUUGUCAAGGCAAUUACAGAGACAAGAAUUGCGAUCCCUGUGUUCUCUAAGAACUAUGCUUUUUCGUCAUUUUGUUUAGAUGAACUUGUUAACAUCCUUUCCUUGGUUAAGGAGAAGGGUCGGUUGGUUUUGCCGGUUUUCUAUGACGUGGAUCCUUCUGAUGUGAGACAUCAGAGAGGUAGUUAUCAAGAAGCACUGGCUAGACAAGAGAAAAGAUUCCAAAAUGACAAGGAGAAGGUGCAAAAAUGGAGGAUAGCUUUGUGUCAAGCAGCUGAUUUGUCUGGCUAUCAUUUCAAACAUGGGAAUGAGAAUGAAUGCGAGUUUAUAGAGAAGAUUAUUGAAGAGAUCUCCAACGUUAUUAAUCGGGAUCCUUUGCAUAUUGCGGAUUAUCCUGUGGGAUUGGAGUCUCGGGUGCUAAAAGUAACCUCGCUUUUAGAUGGCAGAUCUGAUGGAGUCUGCAUGGUAGGAAUCCAUGGUAUUGGUGGAAUUGGUAAAACAACAGUAGCUCGAGCUGUUUAUAAUUUUAUUGCUGAUCAAUUUGAAGGUUUGUGUUUUCUUGAAAAUGUAAGGGAAAAUUCAAUUAAACACGGUUUAGUGCAUCUCCAAGAGACACUUCUUUAUGAUAUUCUUGGAAAGAAGGAUAUUAAGUUAGGAAGUGUCUAUAAAGGAAUUCCAGUAAUAAAGCAUAGGCUUCACCGAAAGAAGGUUCUUUUGGUUCUUGAUGAUGUUGACAAACUAGAUCAGUUGAAGGCAAUAGUUGGAGAGUCUAGUUGGUUUGGUCGUGGCAGCAGAGUAAUCAUUACAACUCGGGACAAGCAUUUGUUAACAAGUCACGGGGUUGAAAAAACAUAUGAGGUAGAUGGGUUGAAUAUGAACGAAGCACUCGAGUUGAUUUGCUGGAAUGCUUUUAAAACUGACAAAGUUGAUUCAAAUUAUGAGAAUGUUUUAAAUCGUGCAGUGAGUUACGCUUCUGGUCUUCCAUUGGCUUUGGAGGUAAUGGGUUCCUACUUGGUUAGAAAAAGUAUAAAAGAAUGGGAAUCAGCAAUAGAUCAGUUUGAAAGAAUUCCUGAUGAAAAAAUCCACAACAUACUUAAAGUUAGUUUUGUUUGUUUGUCAGAAGACCAGCAAAAAAUAUUUCUUGAUAUUGCUUGUUUCUUCAAAGGAUAUGAUUUGUCAUACGUCAAAAAAAUACUUCAGAUUCAUCAUGGUAUCUGCCCAGAAUAUGGUAUUGGAGUGCUGAUAGAAAAAUCUCUCAUAAAGAUAACUUUGAAUGGUCGUGUAAUACUGCACGAUUUAAUAGAGGACAUGGGCAAAGAAAUUGUUCGACAAGAAUCACCGGAGGAGCCUGGAAAACGUAGUAGGUUAUGGUUUCAUGAGGAUAUAAUUCAUGUUUUUGAAGAAAAUACUGGAACUAGCAGUAUUCAAGUCAUAAUUCUGGAUUUCCCCAAUUUUGAAGAAGUAGUAGAAUGGGAUGGAAAGGCAUUCAAGGAGAUGAAAAACCUCAAAACUCUUAUUAUUAGAGUUGGUGGUUUUUCCAGAGGUCCUGACCAUCUUCCAAAUAGUUUAAGAGUAUUGGAAUGGUGGGGAUAUCCAUCGCCAUCAUUACCUUCCAACUUUCAUCCGAAGAAACUCGUGAUAUUGGAGUUGCCGCAAAGUUGCUUAAUGUCACUUGACUUGCUUAUACCAAAAAAGUUUGUGAACAUGAGAGUUUUGAAUUUUGAUGAUUGUGAGUUUAUAACAGAGAUACCUGAUGUGUCUGGUGCUCCAAAUUUAGAAGAAUUGUCAUUUGGUGAUUGCAAAAAUUUAAUUAAAAUUCAUGAAUCAGUUGGAUUCUUGAAUAAACUUAAAAUGUUGAAUGCUGAUGGCUGUAGCCGGCUUGGGACUUUUCCACCCAUAAAGUUGAGCUCUCUUGAAAAACUCAAGCUUUCAUCUUGUCACAGUCUCAAGAGUUUUCCAGAAAUAUUAGGAAAGAUGGAACAUAUAACAGUACUUGAUUUACUGGACACUCCGAUAAAAGAACUUCCAUUUACAAUUCACAAUCUUACUCGGCUUGAAAGAGUGGUACUGAUUGGCUGUGGAAUUGUUCAGUUACCAAGUAGUAUUUUUGGGAUGCCGGAACUUCAUGAGUUGAUUGCCGGGGAAUGUACAAUGCUAUUACCAAAACAGGACAAUUUUGAAGCCCAAGCAAGCUCAAUGGUCUUAAAUUUAGGGCUUUCAGGCUGCCAUGUAUCAGACGAUUUCCUUCGAAUUGGUCUCCCUUUGUUUUCUAAUAUCAAAGAGCUGUACCUGUCUCAGAAUGAAUUUACAACUCUUCCUGCAUGCAUCAAAGAUUGUUACUUUCUAACCAAAAUUCAUUUGGAUGGUUGCAAGAAUCUCAAAAAAAUUUGUGGGGUUCCACUGAACUUGGAAACAUUAUCUGCAAAAUGGUGCACAUCCUUGAAAAAUUUAGACCUCACACUUCUUCCUAAAUGCGUCAAAUUAUGUCACUUUUUGAAGACACUUAUUUUGGAUAACUGCAAGAAUCUUAAAAAAAUUAGAGGUGUUCCACCCAACAUAAGAACUUUGUCUGCAAGAGACUGCCCUUCCUUGAAUUUCUGGUGUAGAAGUGUGUUACAGAAUGAGAAAUUGCACGCGGAGGGCGGCGACAAGGAGUUUCACUUGCCAGAAACCUGUAUUCCAAUGUGGUUCACGCACCACAUCUAUGGUCAUGAUGCAUCAAUUACUUUCUGGUUUCGUAAAAAGGUCCCUGCAAUAUCUCUAUGUCUUGUUGUUCGACCCGGAACAUAUGAAGAAAUUAUUCAGCCCAGAUUUAUCAUCAAUGGAGAUAGAAAAACAGAUGUAUGUGAGAAAAAUAUCUAUGAUGGUGACCGUGUGUGCAACAGAGUAGUGGAUCAUAUAAUUAUUUUUGAUAUAAAGUCAAUACCAAUUAAAUUAACUGAUGUUAUUUUCGAAAGCGAAUGGAAUCAUGUGUUGUGUACACUAUCUGGUUUGCGAAACAAACUUUUCAUUGAUGAAAUUGGAAUCAGAGUAUUCAAACAAGGAAUCAACAUGGAAGACAUCCGAUUCACCAAUCCACAUUUGCUGAAAGAUAAGUAUAGAUCGAUAUACAAUAGAGUUUUGCACGGACAACCUAUGAUGCAUGUUGAAGCUUCUUUGGAUAAAUUACUCCGUUUACUGCCCUACCGUUAUUUCUAUUAUUUAGCGGAGUAUGGACACAGUAUUUUUGUUCUUUAUUUGUGCUUUAUUUUCCUGGAUAUAGUUUCUAAGUGUAUUGAAGAUUUUGAAUAUUAUAUUAUUCCGUCAUGUAGAUUACUUUGCUCUAUUUUUCUACUAUAUUAUUUGAUAUUUAAAUCUUCACUUUAGAGAUAAUAUUUGUUGUACAGAUUGUUUCUAUUGAAUAUAAGAUCUUAUUCUGAUUUGAACCUUAAUUGUUCGUUGAAUUAUAGCACAUAUAUAAAACUUAUUUUCUUCCCUUAUUUCUGUUUCUGUUAAUGCAGAAAUUACAUUGAGUAUUGUUUACCUUUUUUCAGCUAUAAAUGGUUUAUCAGUUUGAUGCAUCUCUUCACUUCCUUUCAAUAUCAGGUUUGAGAUCUGAUCUGACAAUAUUUGAAUCAGCAGCAUUAACAUUGUGUUUCAAAUGAAAGAGUGAUUGUAUUUGCAUUUAAUUGAAGCUUCUCUUUGCAACAUGAACUUCAUUAAGAUCAUGUUCAACCGUAAGGGCC